Molecule: messenger RNA, 1908 nt
Organism: Sungouiella intermedia
Lineage: Eukaryota; Fungi; Ascomycota; Pichiomycetes; Serinales; Metschnikowiaceae
Source: the annotation of a GenBank genome assembly
AUGGAAGACCAGCAGGAAAUUGGUGGCGCACAGGCACUUCUCCAGCUCGGAACCAAAGACACCAAAUCUGAUGACAAUGAUCAUCAUGAACAUCAUUCUGACCACGAACAGUUGGGAAACGUUCAUGACAACGGCUCCAAUGACGUUUCGGACAUGCUCGAGGAGAAAGAAAACCAGCAGCUCAAUGAUGCCGUUGAAGCUGCGGUCAUGAGGUAUGUCGGAGGUACAUUAGAUGGCGAUAACCAUUCACUACAUAAUGGUCCUGAGACAGAAAACGACAACGACGCCGUGGUGCACGAUGUGAGUGUACUGGACUCAGUAAAUGACGAAAUUAAUGGCGACUCUAGCGGGCAUUUGGGCCAGAAACGCCGGUUGAACCACGACGAUAUCAUCUCCAACAUCAGUGAGUAUCAAUGGGAUCGGUUUUUAGAAGAGGAUGUGGCUGCAGACUUCGAACGGGCAUCUCCAAAGCGUAAGAGACGGAAAAGUUACGGUGGUGCUAACGACAUCGACCCGGAGCUUGCGGGUUUAGACUCUACUAGCGAGCAUGACCAACUUGUACAUGCUGCCAUCAUGGGCGCUGGCGAAUUAGCCAACCAGCUUUCCAUCCCUUCGCGACCAGUUCACAACAUCAAUGUCUCCCAUCGUCGAGGUGCUGGUGAAAAUGAGCCCAACGCCAUUAACCAGUUAGCACAUGCGGCAACUGCCCUUUCUAGUGGCCUCAAGAGCCAGACCAAACAGCGCAGACCGCUCAAGAAAAUCUCAGAGACUUUUGAUUCAUCCAUUCCUUCCAGACCCAAGUAUGAUCACUCAUCAUUAGAGUCACUCAUUGAACAGGCAGCCACCGAGUCGUGUAUGUGGUAUAACACCCGUGCCGAGUCAGGAAUCGGUGGUCCUCGGCCGUUCUCCCGUGAGGAGAUUCACAUUGUGGAGAAUUUUGUCGAUGGGUACUGUCGGCUCAAUAACUUGACCCGUAUGGAUAUAUGUCGCAGAGUGUGGUCUAAUGAGAGAACGAAAGACAAUUUCUGGGAGUCGGUGACAAAGGCACUUCCCUAUAGAUCUAGAGCAUCCGUCUACAAGCAUGUGCGUAGACAAUAUCAUGUAUUUGACAUUCGAGCCCGCUGGACACCAGAGGAAGACGAGCUUUUGAAGAAAUUGGCUGUGACGUGCAAGACCAAUUGGAAAAAGGUUGGAGAGAUUAUGAACCGAAUGCCCGAGGAUUGUCGUGACAGAUGGCGUAAUUACGUCAAGUGUGGCGAUAAUAGGGCCAGUAAUAAGUGGUCGGAAGAAGAGGAAAGCACACUAAGGGAAAUUGUCAUGGAGAUGCUCACCAAUGAGUCGCAUAAUAUGAAAGAUAAGCCUAUCCUGAUCAAUUGGACACUUGUCAGUGAGCGUAUGAAUGGACUUAGAUCAAGAAUCCAGUGUCGAUACAAGUGGAACAAGCUCUUAAGACGCGAGUCACUCUCUCGAGUGGCCAUGAUGGAUUCUGAUACGAAACUCUGGCUUUUUAACAGGAUCAUGGAAGCAAACUUCGCAGACAUAGACUCAAUUGAUUGGGACUACAUUUUGCACUUAUACCAUGAAGAACACAAAGGCAAACCGAAGGUCUUAUGGACGCUGUCGGACUUUAAGGUUGGUUUUGAAAAGAUGAAGACCCUGGUGCGUGAUAACAAAAACCUACCCUUGCAUGCUCUUCUCGGUAAGCUUCUCUCAUCGCUUUAUGAGCAGACUAAUGCAGAUCCCAAGAAAAACGAAAAGCCUAUUGCAUAUGACCUAGAGCCUAAGAUGGAACGAGCUGACGAAGACGAGGUCGAAGCUGCAUCGGUCGCUAACGCCGCAGUGGCUGCUGUCUCUUCUGGAGCAACUGAGCAGGAAUCUCAGCAUCAGGAGUACAGUCUCUGGCGAUAA